UAUUUACUGUAGAUACUACUCAAAAUAGAUUUUUCUUUGUUCUAAGACAAAUAAUAUAUUCUAAUUUGUUAUAAGAUAAAUAAGACGUGCUUAUUAUACAAUGGCAUAGUCAAGUUACUGAAAUGGAGACAAUCAUGGACAACUUCUUACAUAUUAUAGAAGAAGGAAAAAGAAUAAAUAGUGGCUGCAGUAGAGGGAAACUCCUGUAACAACUUUUGGAGGGAAAGGCCUCAAGUAGUUAGAGGUAGUUCUGAUUGUCUGGAGAGUAUUAAGGAGUUGUUAGGAAGCAGUUACUGCUGUGUAUAAAAGGAAGAAGUCAUACCUGUAUCAACUCAUUCAAAGAAUGAUAUUGAAUAAUACUUUCUCUCAUCUCUAAACUCUUUUCUCUUCUCAUCUUGUUCUAUUCUUUUCACACCCAAUCUCACUAUUUCUCUUAAGUUCUUUGAGAAUUCUGUUUCAAUUUCCUUCCCUAAGAUUGAUUCAGACCUGUUACUUUACAAUUGGUAUCAAAGCUGAGUUACGUGUGGGAACAGCUUCAAUUUUGGAUCUGUGGCAUUGAAAAUGACUAGAUCUAGGGUAAUUGCUCAAGAUUCUAGAUUCUCUGAAUUGGAAGAAGUAAUUAGGGCUGUACAGAAUGAGUUGAGGAAGGAUAAAGAGGAAUUGAGGGAGGAGAUGAAGCAGAAUGCUUUACAGCAAGCAAUUGAGACUUGCAAUAUGAUCAGGGAAGAAUUGCGAUCUAUUUUUGGUGAUUCCAUGCCUCAGGUUGGUCCAGGAAGGAAUGAUGAGGUUGAAACUUCUGCAGCGACUCUUGGGGGCAAAGGAAUUCUUCCUAAUCCAGGGGGAAGAGUCAAUCAACAGCAAGGAGGAGGUAGCAACAGUAAUGGAUCUGCAAUUAAUUUUGAAGGUAUGUCCCAAAUGUUGUCAAAAAUUGAAUUGAUUACUUUUGAAGGGAAAGAACCUAGGGCUUGGGUAAGGAAAUGUGUUAAGUACUUUGAGGUGUAUGGUGUUCCUAAAUAGCAAUGGGUUGGCAUUGCUAGUUUGUUUCUAAUGGAUAGGGCUGAUGCUUGUUAUCACAAUUGGAUAUUGGGGGAAGGUUCUCACUCUUGGAAGGAUUUUGAGAAAGAUCUUUGUAGGAGGUUUGGAGAGGAUGGGUUAGAAGAUGUAGUGGAAGAAAUCAUGAAGAUGAGGCAAGAAGGAACUGUGGAAGAGUAUCAAGAUAAAUUUGAGGAUCGAAGAAUUAGGUUAGAGAGGGUAAUGCCUAAUUUGGGGGAAGCUUAUUUUCUGUCAGCCUUUGUUGGUGGGUUAAGAGAUGAUAUAAGACCUAUGGUCAGGAUGAUGAAACCAACUACUCUUUUCCAUGAUUUUGAAAUUGCAAAAUACCAAGAACAACUCUUGAGUUGCAGCAAGAAAGUUAAUUCUGUUACAAGACCUCACCAGAAUAAUUUCAGACCUUCUUAUUCUUCUACUUUUGUCCCAAAAAACACUUCUUCUCAGUCACCUUAUUUCUUGGAGCCCAAAGCCUCAAAUUGGGAGCAAUCUUCCAUUGCUAAACCAAUUAAUUCGGUUAAAAAACCUUCCAUUUCUAUGGGUCAGUCUUCUGUUAAUCAGCCAAUUAAUAAAGUCUCUUCCAAUAUGCUUGUUACCCACAAUACUAUUAGAUCACCCAGAUCCUGUUUCAAGUGUGGAAAGAAAUUCUUUCCUGGCCAUCAAUGUAAGCAGAAAACUCUGAUGGCCCUGCAAUUACAAGAGAAUGAUGCCUCAGUAUUUCAGAUACAGAACCAGGAAAUUGAUGAGGGAGAGGAAGUUUAGCAUGAUGUUACAGAAGGGGAAGUACCUGCUGUUUCUGAAGAAGUUACUUUGUCAGUGCAUGCUAUAGAGGGCAGCAGUGGGAUUGACACUAUAAGAGUAAUUGGGAAGCAUAAAAAUAGGGAAUUGUUGAUAUUAGUGGACAGUGGUAGUAUUCAUAGUUUCUUGGAUGCAAAAGUGGCAAGGUAACUGAAGUUGCCUAUAGUGGAGGGACCUGCAAUUGCAGUAACAGUAGUUGAUGGAAGGAAAGUGUUCAGUACUGAUGUUUGUUCAGCUUUUAGCAGGAAAAUUCAGCAAUAUUGCUUUAAUUUUGACUUCAGGUUGUUGGAAUUGGGUACUUUUGAUAUUAUAUUAGGAGUGGAUUGGUUAAAGACUUUCAAUCCCAUUUUUUUUGACUUCCAGCAUUCUACAAUCAGUUUCCAAUAUGAGGGAAAGCCUAUUUCAUUGAAGGGUAUUGGGGAUGUGGCCAUUAAGUCUAAGGUGCUACACUGUCUUAGCUAUAACCAGUUAAUGCAUAAGAGUGGAGAGGAUUUUCAGACUCCAUUAUUUUGUAUUCAAUUGGAGCAAGGAACAGGUAGUGCUGGAUAUUCUUUUCUGUCUUCAGCAGCCUCUUCUCUAGAUUUGCAGUUGUUAUUACAUAAGUAUAAAGGGGUAUUUAAAGAUCCCAAGUCUUUACCUCCUUUCAGGUCACAUAAUCAUGCAAUUCUAUUGAUCCCUGCUGCUCUAUUGCUGAGAUAGCUCAUCCUGGGUAUUCAUAUAAAGAUGGGUUGCUCUUUUACAAAGGCAAAUUGUAUAUUGGCAGCACAUGCACCCUCAGGAAUCAUUUGUUAGCCUUGUCUUAUAAUUCCUGUUUAGGAGGGCAUUCAGGAAUUAAUGGGACCUAUGUCAGGCUGCAUAGGCACUUUCAUUGGCCUGGAAUGAUGAAGAGUGUGAUGGAUUGGGUUAGAAGUUGUGAUGUGUGUGCAAGGUGUAAAGUAGAGCAUUGUGCUUCUCCAGGAUUGCUACAACCACUCCCUAAGCCAUCACAAGCAUGGCAGCAUAUUACAAUGGAUUUUGUGGAGCAGCUUCCCAAGUCAAAAGGCAAAGAUAUAAUUUUGGGACAACAUUUUUACCAACUCUUUUUGGAAGGAGCUGUUCAAAGUGCUUGGGUGUACCCUCUCUUUAUUCUACUGCCUAGCACCCUCAGACAGAUGGUCAAAGUGAGAGGUUGAAUCAAAGUUUGGAAGGGUAUCUAAGGUGUUUGUGUUUUGAGAAAUCAUCUUCUUGGUGCAAGUGGCUUUCUCUAGCUGAGUGGUGGUAUAAUACUAGCCACCACAGUGGGUUGAAAAUGUCCCCUUUCCAAGCUUUAUAUGGCUGCCAGCCUGCUUCUUUGGCCAUGUUUCCAACAAAUGAAGUGUCAGUGGGUUCUGUUGUAGAGUUUUUGCAAGAAAGGUAGCAGUUGUCUCAGCUCAUUAGAGAGAAUUUAGUGCUGGCCUAGAACGGGAUGAAACAAUAUGCUAAUAAGGGGAGAUCUGAGAGGGAAUUUGAAGUUGGGGAUUGGGUAUAUCUCAAGUUGUAGCCUUUCAGGCAAACUUCCUUGGCCAUAAGGAGAAUUUUAAGCUGUCAGCAAGAUUUUUUGGCCUAUAUCAGUUUGUGGCAAAGAUUGGAGCAGUAGCUUGCAAGCUGAAAUUGCCUGACAAUGCCUCCAUCCAUCCUGUUUUUCAUGUUUCCUUACUAAAAAGGAAAGUGGGCAAUGAUGCAGUAGUAGUACAGGACCUGCCAAUUUUUUAGGAUGAUACAGUACUCAUAGCCCCUGAGAAAGUGUUGAGGACUAGAAUGGUGACCUGGGACAAUCAAAAGAUUCUCCAAGGCCUUAUUAAGUGGCUUCAUCUUCCAGCUGAAGAAGCAACUUGGGAAGAUCAAUUUUUUCUUUUGGCUCAAUUUCCAGAAUUUUCAUCUUCUUGGGGACAAGAAGAUUCUCUUGGAGAGUGUAUUGUUACAUAUUAUAGAAGAAGGAAAAAGAAUAAAUAGUGGCAGGGGUAGACUGGUUAGAAUUGGAGGGAAACUUCUGUAACAACUUUUGGAGGGAAAGGCCUCAAGUAGUUAGAGAUAGUUCUGGUUGUCUGGAGAGUAUUAAGGAGUUGUUAGGAAGCAGUUACUGCUGUGUAUAAAAGGAAGAAGUCAUACCUGUAUCAACUCAUUCAAAGAAUGAUAUUCAAUGAUACUUUCUCUCA
Molecule: messenger RNA, 4019 nt
Organism: Hevea brasiliensis (rubber tree)
Lineage: Eukaryota; Viridiplantae; Streptophyta; Magnoliopsida; Malpighiales; Euphorbiaceae
Exons: 2
Coding region: 1048-1809 (253 amino acids)
Source: RefSeq, a predicted model, not a curated record